Tetrahymena thermophila SB210 is the source of this 837-nucleotide messenger RNA. RefSeq lists its product as hypothetical. The record is from RefSeq and is a predicted model, not a curated record. The transcript has 4 exons. Lineage: Eukaryota; Ciliophora; Oligohymenophorea; Hymenostomatida; Tetrahymenidae.
AUGAAAUACAAAUUAUUAGUUCUAUUCUUAUCACUUAUAAAUAGUUUGUUUAGGUCAUAAGCAACUGAUAGAACUUGCGAUCUUACAUAAAUUUAUCUAAAAGAUAAACUCUUUUGCGAUAAAUGCAUAGAUAAUUGUUUGAUAUGUGAUAGCAAUUAAGAAUGCCAAAAAUGCAAAGAUGGAUUUUAUUUGGACAUGAACUUUUAGUGCUAAAAAACAUGCCAAAUAAGACAAUUUCAAAGUUAAGAGAAUUCUAUUUGCUAAAUUUGCCCAAUACCUAAUUGUUUGUAAUGCUCAAAUAUGUAUACAUGUGAUUAAUGUAUAAAUAGUUUUUCUUUAAGCGAUGAUAAAACUUAAUGCAUAGGAUGCAAAAAAGAAGAUUAAAUGAUUAUUAAUGGUUAAAAUAGGUGUUCUCUUUAAUGCUAUGCAUUUUUAAAUACUGUUUAAUAUGAAAAUUGCUCAAAAUAUAAUGAAUUUUAAGAUUUAAACAUUUAAUUUUCUGUAUUCCAGACUUAACCAUUAGAAACCUUAUUACAAAUAAAUAAGUAUACCACAGCAAUCACAAACGAAGAUAUUGUAAUAGGAAUAACUAAAACUCAAGUUCAUCUAUUCCAUACAUACCCAAAUCUUUAGCUUUAUAAAAUAUUUAGUUUAUAAAAUCCAAUUAUAGAUUAAGUAAUUGUAAAUGAUUAGCUUAUCAUUCUAUUUAAAAAAGGAUAAUUUACUUACUUAAUAGGAGUUAUUGAUUUUUAUGAAUAAAGCAUAAAAUUUCCUCUAACUUAUUUGAUUACCUCUUUUUAAAUUCCUUUUUUAACAUAAAAAUAUGAGAUUUAAUGA